This is a messenger RNA of Heteronotia binoei (common prickly gecko), 1125 nucleotides long. Its product is annotated as prostatic acid phosphatase-like. Lineage: Eukaryota; Metazoa; Chordata; Lepidosauria; Squamata; Gekkonidae. Gene Ontology annotation, molecular function: acid phosphatase activity. The transcript is spliced from 10 exons. The record is from RefSeq and is a predicted model, not a curated record. Gene Ontology annotation, cellular component: plasma membrane; lysosome. Gene Ontology annotation, biological process: dephosphorylation; lysosome organization. The coding region runs from base 1 to 1125 and encodes 374 amino acids.
AUGCAUCUAGCUCACAAUCCAAAGAGCUUUGGCUUCUCCAUUCUCAGCCUCCUCAGUGCUAUCUUUCCCCAGAGUGUUGCACAAAAAAACCUGAAGGCUGCAGUUAUAAUUUUCCGACAUGGAGACCGGACUCCAUUUCGAAGUUAUCCAACAGAGUUAUAUCGAGAAAAUGACUGGCCGCAGGGCUAUGGACAACUUACUAAGCUUGGAAUACAGCAGCAGUAUGAGUUGGGACAAUACUUGCGGGACAGAUAUGCAAACGUCCUGAGCAUUCAAUACAAGCGAGAAGAGAUUUGUGUCCUCAGCACUGACUAUGACCGAACCAUCAUGAGUGCCCAAGCAACCCUUGCAGGUCUCUAUCCCCCCACUGGUGGCCAGAUCUGGAACCCCAGAAUCCUUUGGCAGCCCAUCCCAGUGCACACACUGGCACAGUCUCUAGAUUAUCUACAUACUUUUAUUCCUGGCUGUCCACGAUAUGACAGAAUUCAGAAUGAAACCACAAAAUCAAACGUAUUUCAGAAAGUGAUGCAACCUUACAUGAAUUUUUUAACCACCAUGGCGAGGAACACUGGUUAUAAUGUGGCUUCUCUCAAAAACCUAACCAACUUGAAUGCAUGGACUGUAUAUGAUAAUAUAAAGAUUGAGAUUACUCAUAAUUAUCCCAUCCCAAGCUGGGCCACCCCUAAUGUACUGGCCAAGUUGGAAGAAUUGUCAGACUUGACUAUACUGUCGCUGUUUGGGAUUUAUAAGAAAAGAGAAAAAUCACUGUUACAAGGAGGUCGCAUUGUGAAAGCUGUUCUGAAAGACAUCAGAGAAGCUGCGAAACAUGAAAACAAGAGGAAAUUGAUGAUGUAUUCUGCACAUGCAACCACAAUUGCAGCCUUCCAGAUUGCUCUUAAUGUUUAUAAUGGAAGAGUGCCACCCUUAUCUUCUUGCCAAUUUCUAGAAUUGUAUGAAGAUAAAAUAAGGCAAUACUCUAUUGAGAUGUAUUAUCGAAAUGAUACUUCUGGGACUCCUCAUCAGCUCACUCUUCCUGGGUGCUCCUUCUCUUGUCCACUAGCAAAGUUUACUCGACUGGUUUCUUCUGUCAUUACGGCAGACUGGGAAAAACAGUGUCAGAAGUGA